AUGCCACAUUCUUCUGGUUCUCUUUGGAAUCCUUCCUCCCCUCACUCCAUUGUUGAAGAUUCCGACAGUGAUGCAAAUGGAAGUAGUCAGUUCUCCCACAUGGGCACAUCUAAUGUUGACGAGAACGCUCAGAGCGAGUUUUCAUCGAGGAUAUCAGUUUCACGCCCUGAGAUGUCAUCGAUUCGGGAACCAAGCAUAUCUUCAGACAGGAAAUUUGUUGAGCAAGCAGACAAAACAAACAAGAUGGCUCCGCUGAAGAACGACUCUAGGUUUGUGCCUGGUUACAACAAUAUUCCAGGAUCUUCAGGACAUAAUCUGAUUGAUCCUAGAGUUGGUUCUCAUGGAUUUUAUUCAAAGAGUAACCAGCAGCGACAUACAGGUCAUAUUCAUGGUGGAUUCAGUAGUAGUGGGGUUUAUGAUCCGAAAAUGCUACCAAACCAGCCUCCUUUAUGUAACACUUUAAUGCAAUCUGGUUUUAGUAGGCCGUUCUAUGGAAUUCCUAUGUUGCCGAUUCCUCAGUCACUAAGUCCACACUCCAUUCCUCAACAGCUGCCGUUGAUCAUGCAGCUACAACGCCCAUCCAUACAGUAUAUAUCUCAGCCAUCAGAGCAAGGACUAUCAUUGCGAAACCAGUAUCAAUAUCCAUUGCAUCCGAUGCAGAUGAUGCAACAGACGCAGAUCCAGCCUUACUAUCAUGUGCAGCAACAGCCACAAGCUGUUAUAGGUCAGCAGGGAGCUGGGACUUCUCAGAGACAAGAAUCUGGAAUGCUAUUACAUGAUUACUUGCAGUCCCCAGAACCCCUUCAGGCUCUGCUCCUAAGUAACAGCGAGAAGAUGCGUGAGCUUCUGGAACAGAAUCAAAAGUUAAUGCAGAUGCUCCAGAAUUACACUGAUAUGGGGUUAUGGGAAAUUCCAAGGUUUUUCUCUAUCACAUCAAUCUCUUUAAGACUUUUCUAUGUUGUCUCUGAUGAUGAUGUCCCUGAAGAUCAAUUGUGCCAUAACGUGAAAGUGCGUUGGGGAUUCUCUGUGUUGCUAAGGAACUUGAUUGUCACUGCUUGUGUGAACUACUUGGAAGCUGUUCCAUGGGAGGAAGGUGAAGAGGAAGAGAUGCUGAGAGUUAUACCGAUGAUUGGUUCAGAAGCAACCGGUUGAUCAAUCUGUUGUUACCAUACAAGACAAUCAGUUAUUAGCUCCCAGUAUGCAAUGAAUAAAAAAUAAUUGAAGUGGAGAAAACAUAAGCAACAAGCACUUCAGACUUUCGGACUACUCAACCGUCGCAAUGCGCUUCACCGAACUAACCCAGUUUGUCAAAUCACGGAGUCUGUGCAUUAAAUUCCAGUGGAGAUGUUUAGGUUCGGAAGUUAUGAGCAACUCAUGGCAUUGGCGUAGACAAACACCGAGUUGCAAGGUCUGUGCCUGGGUGUACUGGUUUCGGAACUUGCUAAUCAUCUUCACCCCCUUUAAAAAAUCUACCAACGUUUUGUCCAAUUCAAUACACAGACAUCAUUGGUGAAGUUAGCCUUAUGAGAACAACUUUCAAUGACCAUACACGUAGAGCACUCGAGGAAUAAUGGCAGAGACAUAUGAAUUGACUGGCACAAUGAUACCAUUUAUGAUCCCCUACACAUCGCUGUGUACAGGAUUAUUUUCAUAACAACAAUAUGAUGGAGGACUACAACUUCUACGCACAGGAGAUAAAGGUUCGUAUGAAAAUGGUUAUAAGCCACAAUAAUGUUUAUGCAAAGGUGAAAAUAAAAAGAUCAGUCAAGUAUGCUUGGACAUGUUUGGAUGGGAACAAAGCACCACAAAAGCAAAUCAAUUCUGGAAGUGCAUUAAAAAAUUACACUACACGGGAUUAGAUUAACAAAGCUACCAUCACAGAGGCUUUUGAGGUUUGGUGUUACAGAUGACAAGUUGCCAAGAGCAGACUGGGUUUGCUAGGUGGAGAGGAAGAUGGAAAGUACAUGUCUUAAACUCUUUUGUUGAGGUAUGAAUCUA
Eruca vesicaria subsp. sativa (arugula) is the source of this 1998-nucleotide messenger RNA. NCBI's taxonomy places the organism in Eukaryota, Viridiplantae, Streptophyta, Magnoliopsida, Brassicales, Brassicaceae. The record is from the annotation of a GenBank genome assembly.